AUGGCUGGGCUCACACUCCACAGUAACAUCACCAACUCAACCCUUUGGGCUGGCACUCAGAGCCCAUGUGCAGACAACUUGCUGAGGAUUGUCCUGGUCUCAACCAUUCUUUGCACCUCACUGUUUGGGAACACAAUGGUACUGAUGGUGCUCCAGAGGAAACCCCAGUUGCUGCAUGUGGCAAACCGUUUUGUUUUCAACCUGCUACUGGCUGACUUGCUGCAAACAGUCACAGUGAUGCCCUUGGUGAUUAUGGGCAGUGUACCCGGGAUCCAGCCACUGAACAGAGGCCUCUGCAAGGUUUUGGUUGUCUUGAUGCAUCUCUUUGCAUUUGCUGGUGUUAAUACCAUAGUCGUGGUCUCCAUUGAUAGAUACUUGGCUAUCAUCCAUCCCUUGUCCUAUCCCACUCGAAUGACACCCAGGAGAGGCAAUAACCUGAUUGUUUUUACUUGGCUGCUUGGUACAGCACAGAGUACACCCCCUCUCUAUGGCUGGGGGCAGGUGGGCUAUGAUGGUCACAACUUUUGCAGCCUCAUCUGGCCAUCCAGUCCCUCCUACACCCUGCUGACCACACUCUUCACCUUCUGGCUGCCUGUCUCUAUCAUGCUGGGCUGCUACUGGAUGGUGUUGAGGGCAGCCCGAAGGCAGAAUGCUCUGGUUCACCCGGCCAAUCCCAACAUUCAACCAAGGGGUUCGGAUAUGACCAACACUUCCAUUUUUAGUCUAAGGCCCAGAGCUCGUCAUCGGAGCUUUCAUUGCCGCUGCAAAGCAGCUAGGGUGGUCUUUGUUAUCAUGUCCUCCUAUAUUCUCAGCAUGGGUCCUUACAGCAUCCUAAGCACCAUGACCAUCAGCAGCUCCACGCCCUCACCUCCCUGGCUCACCACUUUGGCUCUGAUCCUCUUCUACUGCCAGUGCUGCAUCCACCCUUACAUCUAUGGUUACAUGCACAGGAACAUCAGGAGGGAAUUUCUCAUCCUGCUCUGCGGCUCCUGCUGCAGGCAGCUGCAACCCAGGAACUCACAGCUGGAUGGUUAUUUCACCAUGACAGAUGGCAAGAUUUCCCACUCACGUUUUUCUACAGGUGUUUCUCGAAUCUGUCCCCUGAAAUCUUGGGAAGAAGCAGCCAUUUCUGCACUAACUCCCACAGACAUCUCCAGACCUCAGAGUCCCAAAGGUUAUCGCAGGGAGACACUAUCAACUAGUUGUAGUUCAGAAAAUGAACCCCACCUCCUCCCCAGCCAACCAUCUGACAAAGGAGUAAAGUAA
This is a messenger RNA of Carcharodon carcharias (great white shark), 1266 nucleotides long. It is a transcript of the gene gpr101, whose product is annotated as G protein-coupled receptor 101. Gene Ontology annotation, cellular component: membrane. The coding region runs from base 1 to 1266 and encodes 421 amino acids. NCBI's taxonomy places the organism in Eukaryota, Metazoa, Chordata, Chondrichthyes, Lamniformes, Lamnidae. The record is from RefSeq and is a predicted model, not a curated record. The transcript has a single exon. Gene Ontology annotation, biological process: G protein-coupled receptor signaling pathway. Gene Ontology annotation, molecular function: G protein-coupled receptor activity.